Messenger RNA from Xiphophorus hellerii (green swordtail), 2549 nucleotides. RefSeq names its product histone-lysine N-methyltransferase SETDB1-A-like. Bases 83 to 2008 code for a protein of 641 amino acids. Gene Ontology annotation, cellular component: nucleus. Gene Ontology annotation, molecular function: histone H3K9 methyltransferase activity. Gene Ontology annotation, biological process: heterochromatin organization; negative regulation of gene expression. Lineage: Eukaryota; Metazoa; Chordata; Actinopteri; Cyprinodontiformes; Poeciliidae. The transcript has 10 exons. The record is from RefSeq and is a predicted model, not a curated record.
AGAGGGAGAAGAAGAAGAAGGAGGAGAAGAGGAAGUUACAAUUGACUUGUAGAAAAACUGUUUUACUGUUGUUGCAGUGCGGAUGGAGAGAAAAGAAAUAGAGAUAAGCAAAGAGGAGCUCCAAAGCUGGAUCAGAGAUGAGGUUCACAAAGCCAGGCUGUCCACUGCUAGCACUCUCAUGAAAUACCAGCUGCUGCAGUCUCUACUAGAAAGAAGGCAAACACAGGCAACCAGAUUUUUAAAGCUCUGUCAGUCUGUUGUGAUAUUUGAGAACACUGUGAAAGAACUGUACUCUCAGUUGGGAUGGGAGUACACUGACUUGGAUUCCGAUGGUGAGAACGAUGAAGAACCCAUGAGCUGCAGGCGUACUUUACCAUUUGUGUUUGUUUCUUCGGGGGAUCGUAUUCACAGACCUUCAGCUUCCAGGGACUCAGCUUCACAGUCACCAGUGUCAGAACUUGAAGAAUAUCAGGAGGAAAUUGUUAGUCAAAAAACCCCCGGUGUUGCUUUAGGCAAAGAAGCUUUGGUGGUUUUGAGUAAACUUACAAAUUCUGAGAUUUCUGCCAGUAUGCCCCCUCUUUCGUCUGACUCCGGCAGCGAUAACAAGGAAAAUUUAAGCUCUGCAGAGUCCGGUGUGCAGUGGGAACCAGACAAAGAGACGAGUGAAUCAAACUGUUCACUCUCAGAUUUUAGUACUGGAUCCAAGAAGAAGAGAAAAAUGAAUAAAAACAAACAAAAACAUGAAAAGCUCAAUUUGGCUUCCAAAAGAAGCAGAAUGUCUUCGCCAACAACCAGAAGGAGCAUGAGAUCAACAACUACCAUCAAAAAACCCAAUUACAAGGAGUGUGACGUCUCGGAAUCGUCAAGCUUACCAUCAACUUCAGAUAGUGAUGAUGAAAGCAGCAAAGAAAAUGCUGCAGCACUUCGGUCCCUCUCUACAAAACUAACGAUGCGGCUCUCCGGCAAGACAAUAAAGACAUCCCAAACCAGUGCAACAGUAGCAACAAAAACGCCUGGCAAAACUACAGAGACGAGAGCUCAGCCCAGCACAACAAACACUACGUCUGAAUCCUCCAAAACGCCAUCAACACAGCUGUCCAAAACACCGCCGUCAACAACAGAGCCGUCCAAAACGCCAGUGUCAGCAACAGAGAUGUCCAAAACCCCGGUGUCAGCAACAGAGAUGUCCAAAACGCCGGUGUCAGCAACAGAGCCGUCCAAAACAGUCAGUGCUAAGACUGUGAUCAAAACAAUCACACCACCUGCAGAGACAAAAAACUCCUUUGCCAGCCAGCAGUCCUCUAAAAUGACCGUUGCUCCUCCAAGCGUGCCCAAAAGAGAAAUCAAAGUGAACAUGAACGUCCUGGCGAGAAAGCAACAUUUGUGCUGGCAACGAGGGAAAGUUGCAGAAAUAAUAACAAAAGAAGGUGGAAAGGUGAAAUACAAGGUCACUUUUGAGGAAAAGGGUAAAAUCCUCGUGUCCGGUCACCACCUUGCCUUUGACAACAUGCCAAAGUUGGAAGAGCUUUCUAUAGGCUGUCGUGUGGUGGUCAAGAUUUCAAAUGAGAAAGUGGAGUACAAGCCCGGCAUAAUGGCCGAGCUCCCUAGCCGAAAAAAUCGCAUGAGGUUCCUGGUGUAUAUUGAUGACCACACCCCCAUGUAUAUUGGCUUACCUGCACUCCAUCUGGUGUACAGAGCAUUGGACAAUCCUUUAGAUGACAUUCCUGAUGAAAUUCACAGGGACUUCAUGAAGGAGUAUCUGAAAGUCUGGCCUUACCCACCGCAGACCCAGUACAAAGUUGGACAGACUAUAAAGGCUGAUUAUGAAGGUGUCAUGCAGAAGUGUGAGGUCACCGCUGUUGACUGCAGCUUGGUUGAGGUCAUUUUUGAGAGUGAUAAACAUAAGGAGUGGCUCUACCGAGGCUCGCUACGCCUGGAACAUAUGGUCAGUAUGAGGUACAGCAUGUGGAAGAAGGAGGCUGCGGAAUCGGCAAAGAAACCUCUUUAGUCAAUGGAUCAUUAAAAUCAGCACAUUGGGUUGAGAAGAACCAUGUCUGGAAAGGUGAACAGCAUGCUUCCUGCUGGCGCUCCAAGCUCCUGGUGGAAAUACUGCAGUGGUUUUUCAAAAUUCCUCUGGCAUUAUGCGACUUUGGCUGUUCCACUUCCAGCUUUUCUUGAGUCAUCUGAGAGUUUGGACCAUUGAGGAAGCUUAAUUUACAUUACAUACAUUUUUUAAAUUACAUUCUCUGUAUUUGUAGAUUGGAAUAGUAUUAUUGAUCUUCUGAAGAUUCUACCUCAUUAAAACAGCUGAGGACUUGUAAUUUUUUUAUAAGAGUUAUUUCUGUUCAAUUGCAAAUGCUUUUUUAGCAUACUUGUGUGGUCUGUGUUGUUAAAUAAAAACUGUUGUUUUUUGUGUAGUAUAAAGACUUUCCUUCAACAUCUGUAAAAAGUGUUCACCCCCUUGGAUGUUUUCUGUUGUUUUUGCUUUAACAAAUCGAUCCAAAUCUGCCAUUUUUGACAAUAAAUUAUUUCUUUAUUGUCAAAGUGAA